AUGUCAAAAAACGUGUGAUCAAAAAUUUAAAAGCAUCAUGACAUCAGAAAUCGUGAAAGCCGUAUGUUUAAAACUGGUAGAAUUUAGAGUGAUGGACAAUUCGGAGAAAUCGGCUAAGAACUUUGCCGAAGAUAUGCUCUCGAAUAUGGAUCUGUUUUGGGAUGGAAAACUGGUGGAUGGCCUUCUGGGCUAUCUGAAGCACCCAAAGUUCUUGAGGGAGCCCCGUCAAUGUGUGAAGUCCUUGAGGGUCCUGCUUGAGAUGACCACUCACUGCACUGAAGAGAAUUCAAGGCGUCUGGCAUUGGGAACGAAUAUCCUCCAUUUCCUAAAAGAUAUCCUGGAAACCCCGAAAAUCCGCGAACUUAUCGUGCGCACCUCGCUGGAUUUGAUCAGCAAUCUAGUCCUGUCUGGUUGGCAAGCUCGUGCUGCCGUCGAAUCGGAUGUACUCGUUGCACUGCUGAAGCUAAUGAAUCCCCAUCGGAAGGACCCCCAGAAGUUCAAUGCCUUGUUGGCUCAGAUAUUAUGGUUCCUAUAUAAAAUGCUUGGGUACAAAGUGCCGUUUCCCAAUAAGAUUGCCCUCGUUGCAAUAGCCGUAGCCCUGGAGAAACACUUGCUUCCCAACAGAGAUGUGAAUAUAAUCCUGCUCCUAUUAAGACUGGCUCGUCUUGUCUCGGAAUAUAACUCGGUUACGCUGCCGGCGAUGAUUUACUCGGGUCUAUUUGAAAGAGUGGCUCCUUUCGUCCUGAGUCCUGUGACGGAGAUCAAACGGGAAGCCAUCUUCAUUUUGGCCAACACCUGUGAGCAGCCUCGCAAAAGAAGAAAGGAUUUACUGUAUCGGUUUCCCAAGAUCAUUAUUCUCUAUAUCAAUGAUUUCUUCCUUUCGGGAACCGUGGAAUUUCGCGUCUUGAUGCAUCAGCUGCUGGGUGUUAUCAUCGAAAAUAAGUGUAUUAGGACGGAUAUGAUGCUGCGCCUCAUCCCAAAGAUCAUUUGGUGUGCAAGUAAAAGAGAACCGGAGCUGGAAGUCCGCCGGGCAGCAGGAUGGACCCUGGCCAGCCUGGCUAUCCACUUAGAGCCCAAGAACUUCUCACUUUUCAUCAAAUUCGGUGGCUAUCAUGUGCUCUGCCAGGUGCUAAUUAGCGAUCCACCGGCCAAACUUUUGCAAAAUAUCCUGGCUGUUUUUCUAAAGCUCAUCAGAUCCCAUCCCGACAUGAAGCCCUUUCUUUUAAGUGUGUUGCGGCACUGCGGGGUUUGGCCCAUUCUUCAGAAGUUACUUGACAGUGAAAACCCCGCAGUCAACACUCUAGCCACUUUGCUGUGCCUUUAUGGAGAGACGAAUAUAUAUUGUGUUGGGUGGAUGGUUAACUAA
This is a messenger RNA of Drosophila subpulchrella, 1366 nucleotides long. RefSeq lists its product as uncharacterized. Bases 38 to 1366 code for a protein of 442 amino acids. The record is from RefSeq and is a predicted model, not a curated record. The transcript has 2 exons. NCBI's taxonomy places the organism in Eukaryota, Metazoa, Arthropoda, Insecta, Diptera, Drosophilidae.